AUGCCGACUCCGGCAGCUCAGCCCCACGCUCUCCGCCGCCCAUCCGUCUCCGCCGCCUCCUCCGCCUUCACCCCAAAGGACCCGGCCCCGCUGAGCGUCUCCACCUCGUCGGUCAACAGCGAGGGCUUUCAGCGCUUCCCGUUUCGGCCAAAGUUGACGAACGUCCUGAACCCGGUGACGAGCAUGCGGGAAUGCCUGCUGAGGCGUAUCUCGCCGGAACGCGCGGCCAUCUAUGACAAGCUGUUCCCUGCCGAUCCACGCGGCCUGCUCAACCCCACCCCGGUGAAGAACAACAACACCUCGCCAAAGCCGUCGACCAGCCGCACCAACAUCACCCCCGGGGACAACUCGAUGGAGUGGGAAACCCCGGGAACAAGCCGCGACCAGACGGACAAGUCCGAGCAGUUCGACUACAACAACAACGACGACAACAGCGACCGGGCCGACGAGUCGAUGACUUAU
Molecule: messenger RNA, 462 nt
Organism: Mesorhabditis spiculigera
Lineage: Eukaryota; Metazoa; Nematoda; Chromadorea; Rhabditida; Rhabditidae
Source: the annotation of a GenBank genome assembly